AAUUAUUUUAAUAACAACUCGGGACAUGCUUCAACAGACAGAGCACAGUGAGAGCCAGAGAAGGAGCAACAGGCUCCCUGGGGAUUGUGGGGACAGAGAGCCAACCUCUCCAAACGACCCUGCUUCACUGAAGUGAAAUACAAAGUCUUGGGUUUGAAUCUUAAAAGGCCUGUGUGUUUCCAGGAGAUCUCUUCUGCCUCUGAGGCUCGGUCUGAAAAAAUUAAGAAGUUGAGUGGAUCCCAAGAUCCAGAAGCUCCAGGAAUUGGCCCUCCCACUUCAUCGUCUUGCAAAUUCAAGCUACUCCCACAUCCCCCGCUAACCAGAACCCGAAGGCCUUCUUCACUGAGCCCCAGAGUAAUGUCAACCACUCAGAGCCACCAAAAAGCAUUUGCAACCUGGAACCUCCCCUGGAGGCCCAAGGGGCGGAGCUCUGGUAAGGGGCGGAGCUCUGAUAAGGGGUGGGGCCGAGGCAUCGUUGGAAGGGCCCAAGACACUGACAGGAGGGAUUAGCCCAGCCAAUGACAGACAGGGGGCGUGGCGAUCCCGCCUCUUGCCAUAAGAAAUCGCCGGGUUCCGAGACUUGCACGAGUCUGCGAACCCUCCACACUAGCGGCGACUGCUUCUCUUGCGGCCAGUUCCUACGGCCAGUGGGGCAGCUCAGGAGAGAGGAGAUCCGGGAGACCCCAGGGGAAGCGGUGGACGAAUCCGAUUGGGUCUUCCUUUGCCUGGCUGAGUUGCAGGGACGCCAAGGUGCUCGGGCCUCCCGCCCAAGAGGAGCUGCUGGCCGGGACCCCGGGCGCUCGCUGACAAUCCGCCCGCUGCCAUGGCCGACCACCUGAUGCUCGCCGAGAGCUACUGCCUGCUGCAGGUGCCGCCGCACGCCCACGGCCCGCACGCGCCCCGGACUGUGCAGCCAUACGUAGGCCAGGGCAUGGACAGUGGUCUGCGGCCGCGGGGGGCUCCUCUGGGACCGCCGCCGCCACCCGGGUCCCUGGCAUACGGCUCCUUCGGGUCUCCGGUCUCCUUCCAGCCCUUCCCCGUCGCGCAGCCGCCGAGCGCCGGCAGCGCGCACCUGCAGCCUGCAGCCACGCCGUCCCCGGGCCGCAUCCCGGCGCCCCCGGGAGCCGCCGGAGGCCCUUCACCUCUGCAGCCGGCGCCCGGAGCAGCGUCAGCGCCGCCGCCGCCACCCGCCCUGGGCUGCAUGGACGCGGAGCUCAUCGACGAGGAAGCGCUGACGUCGCUGGAGCUCGAGCUUGGGCUGCACCGCGUGCGCGAGCUGCCCGAGCUCUUCUUGGGCCAGAGCGAGUUCGACUGCUUCUCGGACCUGGGGUCCGCGCCGCCCGCCGGCUCGGUGAGCUGCUGAGAGCGGCCGCCUAGGGUCGCUAAACUCUGCGUCCGGUGGCCCGGCCCGCGCACAUCCUCCGUGAGGGUGGAGGCGCCAGGGUUACGCGCCGAGACGGCUCCGGCCGGCCGUGGACGCCUGCCUUGCCUGCAGGCCCGCCUCCUGCUGUGUGACAGCUGCGUCUUGCUUCUCUUACCCAAGCCUCAGCGGUCAAAUGGAGGGGACUGAACCAGCCUUCGGAUUCCACGUUCUUGAAUUCUGUGCUCUCCUUCCCGCCCCCUCCUCCCAAUCUGAGCCAUUGCAGGCCUCUGCCUGACCUUCCUUCUUGUGCAGCCCACUAACCGGGUUCCAGAGCCAUCUCCCUGAUCCUCUAUCUUCCCUGGGCCUCUGGCCUGCGGGGGGAAGGGAAGAUUUUAUACCUAAGUGCUGCAGAGUGAAACAAUGCUCUCGGUGUCCUCUAAAACCAAAAUAAAACUGGGUUGCUUUACA
This is a messenger RNA of Psammomys obesus (fat sand rat), 1831 nucleotides long. RefSeq names its product Cbp/p300 interacting transactivator with Glu/Asp rich carboxy-terminal domain 4 (gene Cited4). The record is from RefSeq and is a predicted model, not a curated record. The transcript has a single exon. NCBI's taxonomy places the organism in Eukaryota, Metazoa, Chordata, Mammalia, Rodentia, Muridae. Bases 824 to 1363 code for a protein of 179 amino acids. Gene Ontology annotation, biological process: regulation of DNA-templated transcription. Gene Ontology annotation, cellular component: nucleus.